AAUGCGCGCAUCAAAUCCUCGCCCGUAAACUCUCUCUCUCUCUGUUUCUCUCUCUAACCUCCGCUUCGUUUCCUUCUUCGAUCUCUCUCCUCCGCGCGUGUGGUGCGGUCGCAACCCGGCGUUCCCCCGCCCGAGCUCCCUCCUCCGCCGCGCGGCGGGAACGUCAGCCGCGGCGAUGGCGGCGGAGAUGGAGGUGGAUCAGCUGACCUCGGGCGCCAGCAAUCGCAUCAUCCCGAUCCUCCGGGCGCUGAAGGUCUCCCUCGCGUUCGUCUACGGCCUCCUCUUCUCCCUCCUCCUCCGCCGGCGCAACAACAACCACCAACACCACCACCACGGCCGGCUCUCCCCGCCGUCGCACUCCAAGCUCAGGCGGCGGGAGGAGGAGGAGGAUACCGAGAGGAGGAGGGCGCUCGCCGAAGGGGUCGAGAUGGGUUGCCAGGACGACGGCUGCGUCCGCGCGUGCCGAUGGAGCACGUGCCUGUUUUACGGCGUUCGGAGGAACGCGCUCUUUAGCAGGUCGUGGUUCCCAGCGACCGGUGAAGUCAGGGGGAUAUUGGUCAUUAUUCAUGGGCUUAAUGAGCACAGCGGAAGAUAUGCCCAUUUUGCAAAACAACUAACAUCCUGCAACUAUGGUGUUUAUGCAAUGGACUGGAUCGGUCAUGGGGGCAGCGACGGGUUGCAUGGGUAUGUUCCUUCACUAGAUCAUGUUGUUGCUGACACCGGGGCCUUCUUGGAAAAGAUCAAAUCAGACAACCCUGGUAUACCAUGCUUCCUUUUUGGUCACUCUACAGGAGGGGCGGUGGUUUUGAAGUCUGCAUGUGUCCUUGAACAGGCCGCUUCAUAUCCUCAUAUUGAAGAUAUGCUGGAAGGAAUUAUAUUAACCUCACCAGCUUUACGUGUGAAACCUGCACACCCGAUUGUUGGGGCUGUGGCUCCUCUAUUUUCUCUAGUCGCACCAAGGUUCCAGUUUAAAGGUGCUAACAAAAGGGGAAUCCCUGUGACAAGAGAUCCUGUGGCUCUAUUAGCCAAAUACUCUGAUCCAUUAGUCUACACUGGACCCAUCAGGGUCAGAACGGGCCACGAAAUUUUAAGGAUAUCCUCUUAUCUGAUGCGGAACAUUAAGUCCAUUACUGUUCCAUUCUUUGUUCUUCAUGGAACCGCAGAUAGGGUCACUGAUCCACUGGCCUCCCAGGAUUUGUACAAUGAAGCAGCGUCCAAGUUUAAGGACAUUAAGCUCUAUGAAGGAUUCUUGCAUGAUCUUCUGUUUGAGCCUGAGAGGGACGAGAUCGGUCAGGACAUAAUUAACUGGAUGGAAAGGAAAUUAGGUACUGGUUCCGAGGAGAUUAGAGUUUGGUAAAUCUCUUGCCCACUUAAACAAGGGCCAAAAUCUCAGGGUAUUUGAAGCUGGUUGAUUACCGUAGGUGUCUAUAUUCUGUCUAAGGGUCUUUUACAUGUAUGUAUGGCAUGUUUUGCCAACGAAACUGUAUCUUGUAAUGUAUGGCAUUUGAAACUGUAUCUAGUACUUUAGAAAUAUAUAUGUGGCUCAGCAUUGUUGAAAGAGAA
Syzygium oleosum is the source of this 1563-nucleotide messenger RNA. RefSeq lists its product as uncharacterized. The record is from RefSeq and is a predicted model, not a curated record. Gene Ontology annotation, cellular component: membrane. The transcript is spliced from 7 exons. Bases 176 to 1357 code for a protein of 393 amino acids. Lineage: Eukaryota; Viridiplantae; Streptophyta; Magnoliopsida; Myrtales; Myrtaceae. Gene Ontology annotation, molecular function: lipase activity.